GUCUUGAGCUAUCACAGGGACUCCAGGAAAGCCAUGCAGAGCCUUGAGCCAUGAAGGAAUGCUCAGAUAUCAUCCUCUGUGCGGAGGCGACAGAGCUGAGCAAGACUGAGUUCUGCAAUCCUGCUUUUGAGCCUGAAUCAGGGCCUCCCCCACCGGCCUUCCGGGAGGAUGCCAGCUGCAGCGUCCCGGCUCCCUGGCAUGGUCGGCGGCCCCGAGGGCUGCAGCCAGAUUGUCACUUCUCCUGGCUCUGUGUCCUCCUGCUGGCCAGCCUCCUGCUCCUGCUGCUCGGGCUUCUGGUGGCCAUCAUUCUAGCCCAGCUGCAGACUACACCCCUGCCUGGGGCCUCCUAUCACCCACUGCCCACCCAAGGCUUCACCACCACCACCACCACCACCACCACCACCACCACCCCUACCACUCCCACCCCCUCUCCAGCAACAGGGAACCCUAAAGGACAGCUGAAGGAGGCAGGCAUGAGCCCCUCACCCCAGUCCUCCUGUGGGGGCCUCCUCCCUGGCCCAAGGGGCUUCUUCAGCAGCCCCAACUACCCAGACCCUUACCCACCCAACGCCCACUGCGUGUGGCAUAUCCAGGUGGCCGCAGGCCAUGCAGUACAACUCAAGAUUGAAGCGCUCAGCAUGGAAAGCGUGGCCUCCUGUCUUUUCGAUCGUUUGGAAAUCUCCCCUGAGCCUGAGGGCCCCCUCCUCAGAGUGUGUGGGAAGGUGCCUCCCCCUACACUCAACACCAACGCCAGCCGCCUCCGGGUGGCCUUCGUCUCUGACAGCAGUGUGGAAGGAUCUGGUUUCCAUGCCUGGUACCAGGCUGUGACCCCCGGGAACGGGAACUGUGCUCAUGACGAGUUCCCCUGUGACCAGCUCGUCUGCCUGCUACCUGACUCAAUGUGUGACGGUUUUGCCAACUGUGCUGACGGCAGCGAUGAGGCCAACUGCAGCACCAAGCUCUUGGGGUGUGGGGGGAAUCUGACUGGGCUCCAGGGCACUUUCUCUGCUCCCAGCUACCUGCAGAGGUACCCUCACCAACAGCUUUGCACCUGGCAUAUCUCGGUGCCUGCGGGACGUGGCGUGGAAUUGCAGCUGCACAACUUCAGCCUAGAAGCUCAGGACGAGUGCGAGCUGGACUACGUGGCGGUGUAUGAGACCAGCACCUCAGGGGCCCUGGGCCUCCUGGGCAGGUUCUGUGGAGCGGAGCCACCACCUCGCCUCAUCUCCUCCAGCCACCAGCUGGUGGUGCUCUUUAGGACAGACCGUGGCAUCAGCAGUGGGGGCUUCUCUGCCACCUACAGGGCCCUCAAUGCCACAGAGAUUCCCUGUGGGCCCGGAGAGUUCUCCUGCCGCGAUGGAGGGUGUAAGAGUCUGCAGUGGAUGUGUGACACGUGGAGAGACUGCACAGAUAGCAGCAAUGGCAACUGCAGCAGCCCCUUGCUUCCGCCCCCAGAGCUGGCCUGUGAACCCGUCCAGGUGGAGAUGUGCAUCGGCCUGAGCUACAACGCCACAGCCUUCCCUAACAUCUGGGUGGGCAUGGCCACCCAGGAGGAAGUGAUGGAGGUCCUCAGAAGUUACAAGAGCCUGACAAGUCUACCCUGUUACCAGAACUUCCGGAGGCUCCUCUGUGGGCUGCUUGUGCCCCAUUGCACCCCCACAGGCAGCGUCCUUCCCCCUUGCCGCUCUGUCUGCCAGGAGGCAGAGCUCCAGUGCCAGUCCGGCCUGGCUCUACUGGGCACCCCCUGGCCUUUCAACUGCAACAGGCUGCCUGAGGCGGCUGGCCUGGAGGCCUGUGCCCAGCCCUGA
Messenger RNA from Lynx canadensis (Canada lynx), 1808 nucleotides. RefSeq names its product membrane frizzled-related protein (gene MFRP). Gene Ontology annotation, molecular function: protein binding. The record is from RefSeq and is a predicted model, not a curated record. Bases 51 to 1808 code for a protein of 585 amino acids. Lineage: Eukaryota; Metazoa; Chordata; Mammalia; Carnivora; Felidae. The transcript has 13 exons.